Musca vetustissima is the source of this 1315-nucleotide messenger RNA. RefSeq lists its product as uncharacterized. The record is from RefSeq and is a predicted model, not a curated record. The transcript has 3 exons. The coding region runs from base 9 to 1310 and encodes 433 amino acids. Lineage: Eukaryota; Metazoa; Arthropoda; Insecta; Diptera; Muscidae.
AAUACAAAAUGUGCCAUAAUUCCGUGUUGGAAAACGAACAAAUCGAUAAAUGCAUUGAGAAUGGUAUGCCCCAAAAAGUGAUCAAAGCUGUCAAAUACACAAUGCGACGAAGGGCAAUUGAAGAAGAGGCUGCAAAAAAACAAGUGGAUAUUAUAAAUCGGCAACAACAACCAGUUACACAACAGGAGCCACCAGCAACAGCAUCUGGAUUAUUUCAAAUGAAAUGUCCAUUUGCCCAUGGCCUAUUAAAACCACAAGGUGUAACGAGUGUUAUACAUCCCACCGACCGAACAUUUGCUACUAAAAAUGCCGAUUCAUUCGAAACACUUUUGUUGCACGGCAGCAGCAGGACAAGAACAACUACAGAAUCCUUUUCAUCAUCGUCAUCUUCGUCCACUGAAGAUAUUACAAAUUUAAAUGGUCUUCUAGAACAAAUACCUGCAGCAUCCACAUCAACAGAUGACAGCAACGUCUAUCAAGAUGACAUUUUGGCUAAAAGCACUCUCUUAACAAAAAAGCUAACAUUUCACAUGCAGCACAAGCUGGCCAGAUUGCAGAAAAGCAAACUAUACACAUUUCUGACAAGAACGACCCAACCAGCUCACAUUUUAGCCAUAUGUAUUCCAUCAUUUGUAUUGCUCACAAUAUGGCCCGAUCUUAUAUAUGGAAGUGCGGGUGCGAAACAGACCACAAUUACCCACAGCAGAUCAACGAAUCAGUAUGUAAUGCCUGAAACAACCGAAGAUGACUACAGUCCUUCGUCGGCAACAACAACACACUACAAAUUGGCAUUGAUUGCAUAUUUGGGUGCAUUUUCGAUACAUUUUGGUUCACAAAUAUGGAUGACCUUCGUAUCAGGUCUUUCAUUGUAUUUUUCCCUACCUCGCCAUAUGUUCGGCCAGUGUCAACAAAUACUAUUUCCCAAAUAUUUUGCUAUGAACGGAGCCCUUAGUAUUCUAAUGCUAAUACUAUUUGUGAAAUUCUUCUUCGUGUCAUGGUCCAUGCCACAAUGUAUACAGUUAAUAGCAUUGUCGCUAACCGGAGCCAUUGAACUUAUUGUGAGGCUAUAUCUGGCCCCACCACUACUCCAGUUAAUGCAUGAAAAAUAUAAAAUCGAAGGCACCGUUGGUAGUGGCAAGGAAAUAGGACAAUUGGUCCAGGGUGAUUUGAUCCAGUGUCCACACUACCAGCGUAUACAUAAAGCCUUUCGUCGUAUCCAUAUGACGGUUGCCAUUGGCAAUCUAAUCACAAUGGUAGCAAGUUGUUUACAUUUAUAUUAUAUAGCUGGUAAAAUACAAAUAUCAAUAUAGGCCAA